AACAAGAGGCUCGAGAUUUAGCUAGUUGCACUGGUUACGCGAUUGAACAAAGUUAAUCGGAUUUAUUGUGUAUAUUGUCGUGGCGUGUAGCCGCCCAACAACAAGAAAAAAUGGCAGCAAAUGGUUUUGGAGGAUGGCUUGGCAGCAGUCUUCUUUGCACCUGAUGGUGAUGACUGUCAUGCUCUCUGUUAAUUUCACCUUCCUAUAGAUUGUGUUGCCAUGGAGCCCUGCGGAGGAAAUGAGCCAGCAAGUUAUACAAAGCAUUUGUAUGCUGGCUGUGAGCAGACGGCCAUAGGUGGCCAGGAUUCACAGACUGAGGUAAAGCCUCCAUCUGACACAUUUGAUGCUGGAUCCCCAGAGCCUCCGCCAUCAGGGAAACUUAAGAGGACUGCCUUAAGAUUCUUUGGAGGACGUAAAAGCAUUUGUGUUUUGCCCAACUUCUUUGGAGGGAGGAACAAAAAUCAGAACAAGUGUUCCUCUAAAAAGGUAGUAAGCAAGAGUAAAACUCAUGAUGGACUUAGCAAGGCAGGCUGGGAGGACAGUCCGGGUAGUGGAUAUGUUCCAGCAGGAGAUUUUGAGUACCACAGCCAGACUCCUAGCACUUGUUGUAGUGAAUCUGGCCACUCUACUGGUGAUCAUAAAUCCUUCUCCCUCCCCCGGCAGAAAAAGGGUUUGAGGGGACUUUUUAACAGCAUCAGGCGUCAUAGAAAGAAUAGAAAUUGUGAUUUAGAAAAAAAUGAAAUGGUUGCAAUGUCUCAUGUCUGCAACAAAGAGGUGCCUAUUGCCCAGACGAACAUUGACCAAAAUGACACUGAGUGCCUGAGCAGUUUUUCUGAAUCCAAUGUGCCUGUUUCUGCAAAUGUCGACGAUUGUUUGACUAUUGCUCCUGAAUGUAUUAAUGUUGAUGUCAUAGUGUCUGGGAACGACAUGGUGAAACAAGAGAGUGUGGAUUCUCUGGUAGGGGAACUGAUGAAAGGCGAGGACAUGGUAGCAAAGAAUGAUAACCCAAAUAAACACGAAGAGACACUCCAUGAAACUACUGAACCUGCUUCUCUCCUGAACACAAACAUAGAGUCUACAGUGAACGUCCAGCUGCCAACUGGCUCAUCUCAGAUGAGCUUGAUUUUUGGUGAUGUUGCGUCUCUGAAGAGUUUUGACUCACUCACUGGCUGUGGUGACAUAAUAGCUGAUCAAGAUGACGACAGUAUUGCAGAGAGCACAGUCUCUGGUGAAAGGAGUCGAAAUGCAGGCAAACGGAGUUCCUGUUAUGUUACCUACCAGGGUGGAGGAGAAGAAAUGGCCACCCCUGAUGAGGUGGCCGGAGACUAUCUCCACGACCUCUGGGAAAAUGAUGCUGCAGAGGACGUUUGCUAUACAGACAGCCAGGAACAAGAUUUUUUAGAGCACAGUGAAAGUCCUAGGAUGACACCUGAAGAGCCAUCUAGCUCCUAUAAUAUGGACAUCAGCAGCAACAGCAAUGGUGAUCUUGAAGUUACAGAGACCACCCUUACAUCUGCGGAUGUCAUGACCCCUCAGAGCGACCAUCAAGAGUCAGUUCCUAACAGCGAUGAGGGUUACUAUGACUCUACCACCCCAGGACAAGAUGAAGACGGACGUGACAAAGUUGACAAGAUCAGGACGGAUAGACUACCAAGGGACAGUUACAGUGGCGAUGCUCUGUAUGAGCUUUUUGAGCCUGAUGACAUUCUUAUCAGUCCACCUCUUGAAAAAUCUAAGCUGCCCGUUCCUGAUCCACUUGAGUUUUUAGAAAUACCAGCUCAGUGUAGUGAUGUAAAUGCUAUGUUCACUCCUGAAACAGGUCUAAUGGAAGAGGACAGGCUAACUUUGAUCCAGCAGGACCUUCUCUGUGCGGAGCUGCAAGGCAUGUGUAAACCUUCCAAACAUCAGGCUCUGUUCACCAAAGGGAGGAUCCACCAAGAUAAUAGCUUUCAGGAAAGCAUUUCUAAAGUGAACGCAAAAACUCAAGCCUCUAUGAAAGAGGACCAGGUCAACCCAGAGGCUUUGAAUAAAAAAGAAAACAUCAUGCCACAUGGAUCGCAUGCCUUAGAGCAGAGAUGUUUCAAAGCCUGUAAUGGUGGGAAUAGUGAGAAAAUGUCAGAUGCAGCUUUUAGCUCCCUUGCCUCAAAAACAUGUCAAUCACAAGAAAUGUACCCUGAGCAAAACAAGCCACAGUCACCCCACUUAAGAGGAAAUCAUGAUAUUUCUAAAGAAAAAAAGAAUGACUUGGAGGAUGACCAGACAAUUUGCUUCUCCCAAGCCCUAGUGGACUUUACAAAACAGUCACAAUUUUAUAGUAAUUCAACUGAAAGUAAGGGAGGCUCUGAGUCAGGCUCUCCCUUUGCCCAAAACAUGCAAGCCCUCCCUGCCAUUGUCACAUUUGAUGUCGUGGACAUGGAUAACGAGGGGGAAUAUGACCAGCAGAUGGAUAUGGUAAUGGAGGAGGAAGACAUCACGUCGCCUUACGAAGUGUUUGAAGAAAGCUACCUGCAAAAGGAUGCGUUUGCUGAAUGUGACUUACAAAUGUUUGACCUCUAUGAACAGAGUGUCCUCAGUAAUACUUGGGGAAUCGCCAGCCUGCCACGUCACCUUAGCCUUACACGAGUCAAUCAGUCGAGUCCACUGGCUCCUCUGCCAAGUCCUCUGGCCUUAAAUAGGAGGAGUAGAUCCCUGGACACAGAGAACUUGGAGUUAGAGAUGACUGACAUGUAUUUAGGGAGUGGGGCAGCACUAGCGUCUUGCCCUAGAACUGAAAGAGACUCAAAGAGGGCGUCCUCACUUCACCGCAAAAAGAACGGACACAUUUCCACUUCAGAGAACCGGGACAAUAGAAACAUGUUGCAGUCAUGGCAACCAAAGACUGAGGGGACUGUAACCCACCCAGGAGCAGAUGGGAAAAUAACAGAGCAGAUGCACAGUCUCUAUCAAACCCAAGACGGACGCAUUGUAUCAUUCAGUCAGCCUGUCAGUCGAAUCCCAAACUGUAAACCUCAACAGAUCUCAGCUAGCAAAAUGACUGACAGAGUAUCCUGUAAUUCUAUACCUGAGAAUACAGGACCGUUGCAUAGGCCAUCUCAUCUUCCUUUGCAGUCAGAAUCCUGUCGGCAUCAGGCCCCUGGUCGCCCUCAUGCCCGCUAUGGGAGAUCAGAUAAGGCAUCAGAUGGUGGGGGUGAGGCCCUUUUUUACACAUCGACCGUUGGCUCUCAUCCUUACAAUCAACACAGUAAGAUGAGGCCAGUGGGGAUCACCCAUGGAAUGCCUCAUCUUUACUCUGAGUCUGGGAGUCCUGUAAGCCCAGUGGACUAUGAGCAGCAGCCAGACUUCACCAGCAAAGGAAGAAAAGCAGUGGAAAUGAUGCGCCCUGUUGGAUGUAGCAAACACACAUCUGGAGCAAAUCCCUAAAAAUGGGAUGAAACCUCUUCUACAGUUAGCAUAUAGGCCUGUAUCCCACGUUUUCAUACUAUGUGCCACCAAAGACACACCAUCUAGUACGUUUACAUCACCGAAAAUUUAAUGAUUGUCUGUUACCGUUAUCACACAUUGCAAAUAUGCUGUUUUGAUUGAUAAGCUAUUGUAUUUCAAUGUGAUGUACAAGCCUUAGAAUUUGUGUUGCAAUGGAUAAGGAAGCCUGUGCUGUUCUAUCAUGCUGCGUUAUCUUGUGAACAGUCAUCACAAUACAGACUCUCCCAUGCAAUCUUUCAUGUUCAGGCCUGAGUAUACCUUGCAUUUGCUCAGCCCAGCAUUAGGCUACACAAAUCACAUUUAUUACACAUUGGUAGCUAAACUACAUGGUCUUUUCACUCUGUCAAAAGUUGUAUGUAGCCUUUAGUAUUUUUUAAUGACUUUCUUUACAGAAAGCUGUUUACUGCAGUCUCUGUGCUAGUACACUAUUAUGAUGGUAUUAGAUUGUAAUUGUGAUGCAUUUAUAAGAUGCAGCCUCAACAUGCAGUUUUGGAUAGCAGGUCAAUUAACCUUUUUUAGAUAUCAAAUGUAGGGGGAACUGCAUCGAUAAUGUCUUACAUUUUUGUAAAACUGAUUUUGUUGGUAGGCUAUAAACUGUAUGUUACAAUGUGUUUUGCAUUUAGAAUUUAUUUCAUCUUGCAUCAGUUAACAGAAAGAGAAUGGUUAGGCUAUAUGUUACUUUUAUUUUUGGUUGACAGAAUCUGAUAUCUGAAAAUAAUGCUUUGUUCUUUAGAUUUGUAUUCUGUAGUACCUCUGUAAGUAUUCUAAAAAGUGAUGUUGAAUUUGUAUUCACAACCGAUCCAUCUGCUGAGAACUGGUAUAGAUAGAUUUUACUCAGAUAAUCGUAACUCAACUGUCUGCUGGCAAAGUCUGUGAAAUUGUAAAUGACGUUCGUCAUCAUGCUGGUUGGCAUUUUGGGAUAUUGCCCCAGUCACCAUUUUGUCUAGUGCUAUGAAGAGUAAAAUGCUGCCUUGCACUUAAAUCAUUGAUACAUUUGUUUUGUUUGUAGAUAAAAAGACAAAAAACAAGGGGAUGGUUGGUAUAUUUUUUUUAUUGCCGAUUUUAGAAGAUUCUUUAAUGUUCCAUAUUUCUGUGAUUAUCAUACUAUUGUCCGACCUUUUCAAUAUAUUAUACUCAUUGA
Molecule: messenger RNA, 4621 nt
Organism: Coregonus clupeaformis (lake whitefish)
Lineage: Eukaryota; Metazoa; Chordata; Actinopteri; Salmoniformes; Salmonidae
Gene: amer1
Product: APC membrane recruitment protein 1
Exons: 2
Coding region: 220-3420 (1066 amino acids)
Biological process (GO): regulation of canonical Wnt signaling pathway
Cellular component (GO): plasma membrane
Molecular function (GO): phosphatidylinositol-4,5-bisphosphate binding; beta-catenin binding
Source: RefSeq, a predicted model, not a curated record